AUGCAAAAAGCUCGAAGCAACUCCAAUCCGUCGGGAUUCCAGAACCUGCGCGGGAUUUCCGUGCUUUGGCACGGCUGGCUAAAGAAACUCGGGCGCUUCAGUCGACGAUGGCGCAAGCGUUACUUUGUGUUCCUGUCGACGCCCAACGGGAUGAAAGAGCUGCGGCAUUACGACACGUUCAAGGACGUCCACACGCUGCUGUUGUCUACGCCCCAAGGCGUCAUCUCCCUUACAGAUGCCACUGGCAUCUGCUGCUUCACAGCCGUGGCCAACGUAGCAAAGAAGCCUAUGAAAUUUAAUCGCUCUGACACAAAUGACUCGAGACCUAGCGCAUACGACCAGAAGUUUGCCGUUUUGACGCCCCUUCAUGUGAAUCUGCUGGCUUUCCACAACGGCAGGGAAUGGAGCGGUACUAGUGAAUCACAGCAGGGACUGUCGUUGCUGGCAUCACUGUCGGCAUUUUAUCCGACUGUCGACGUUCUUCACUCAGGGUGGAUGACAAAGCGAAGGGAGCGCAACGUACACAGCCCGAAGAGUAUCAUGACGUACUGGAAGCGACAUUUCUUUGUGUUCUUGACGUCAGGCGACUUACUCUACUUCCGAGAUGAUACACUGGGUGAACUACAGGGCCGUGUGGACGUCCGACACGCUCCCACUGUUCGAGUUACAGGGGAGCAGCUGAUAGAUGGACGAAAAAAAGAUGGAGGUAUGUUCAAGUUCGGCAAGUUACCAGCGUUCGAGCGGGAAACGCGCUUGAUUUGGAUCGCUACUCCUCCAUCGAAAAUGUUCGUUCUGAGGCUCGAGGACGAUCAUGACGAGUCAGGCGGCGGUGGAGGAAAAGCCGGGCUUGGAUCUUCAGGUAUCGGGGUUACCACCAGAAAAGCAGAGCUUACAGCGAGCUCGAAGAAGUGGCUACAGUUGCUACUACAGGGACAUGCUGAAACAAAGUACACGCAGCUUGAGAAAUGCAUAGCAACUGGCAAAUUCGAGCUGACUACCGAGGUUAUUUCAGCAGUUCGAGCUGGCAUUCCGGAUGAACUGCGUGGUCAACUGUGGACAGGCUUCUCUGGCGCCAGCGAUCUGAAACGACGCGUUGAGCUUCAGCACGCCAUGCAUGGGGCAUCCAAGAAGUCAUCCAGCACUUCCCGCAUGUCCUCCCGGGAAGUUUCUGACGGAGAUAGGCAGAAUCCCGUGGCAUCGAAGAAGCAGGCGAUUUAUGAAACGUACUCCUUGGCAAUGGACGCAACUAAGAUGCAUACGCCGGAAAACGAAAUGGUUUUCUCCCGAUUGUGUGCGUUAGCAUUACAAGAAAUGGAGCACGCUACGGUCAGCGCGCACCCGAAAGAGCUACGCGAUCUGAUGUGCCAAUUUGGUGGUCGGGCUGUUUCCGACGCGUCGGACCCGUCAGAUGAAUGCAGCGAAUACCGGGGGUCUUUUCUAGAUGACGAGCAGUGCUCUAUCGAUGAAUAUGAUGGUAGGCCGAUGGAGAUGGAAGAAGAUGAGACGAAGGAUGCCCCCUUUGUUAAGCGUGCCUCAGUACGAAAUUCGCUCAAACAUUUCGAAAAAGGCAAGAUGGGCAACUACGUGUACCCGAGCGACUACCCGGCAGCCGAGUGGGAAUUGGUGUCACGGCGGCGCCUGCUCAUUGCAAGCUCGCGCUACAAUCCGCAUUCGCAUCCACUGUCGUGGCGAUUGUUGUGUCUACUACUGGCUUAUGUUGAAGAAGAGGGCGCCUUUUGGAUCAUCAACAGCAUAACCGACUCACUCCUGCCAGGUUACUUUCACGGUCAUCGGCCAGCGCUGCAGAUUGACGUGGCAGCUUUCACGGCACUUCUGCGCGAUCGCUUGCCAGCCCUUGCUUCUCACUUGACAACUCUAGGGUUUUCUCUCGACCAACUAGUAGAACGCUGGUUUUUGAGCUUGUUUACCGCCUCGCUCAUUCCUCUUCCGACGGUACUCCGAAUAUGGGACGCGUUUUUUAUUCGUGGUGUGCUGAUGUUUUACGGAGUUGGCCUUGCGCUGUUGUUUCGCGCGGAGGAGACCCUCUUUCACGCCAAAACUGCGUCAGAAGCCGAGGAGUAUCUGCGAGCUAGUGAGCGCAGCUGCAUUGAUGCCGACGCAGUUUUCUCGCUUGUUUUCAAGGACGACCUUACCAUACCGUGGUUAACGGAUGAGCAGCUCGACAGGCUGAGGUCGACGCACCGCCAUCGGGUCAUGGAGUGGGUGUCGCAAAAGUCGGAAUGCUUCAAAGAGAAACUGAGCAUUCUCAAGCUUACACAAGAUCUCGGCUCGAGCUGUCAGGUUGUUGCCAAUCAAUUCCUGAGUGACCAAAAAGGUCAUUCCAUUGCUUCGCAGCUAGGUGAGACAGUCUACGCCAACGAUGAGGAAGACCUGUACGAUUUGCACGGGCUCGUCGAUGAAGUUGACGGCCCAACUAUCUGCGGAGAUGGCGACGGGCUUGAAGAUUCGUUUCAGAUGGCUCUGCGCCAGCUCCUCGAGCAAGUUGGGGAAUUUUCUGCGGCAGCAGACGCCCUUGCUGGAGCGCUAGGCCAGCGGCAAGCAAAAUGGCUAGCCGCAUCAAGCCAGCUCGCCGCAUGCCCACUUGCUCGUUCACCUUCACCAGAUUUGCAUAGUUGGCUUUCUCAAAUCAAGAAAGGUGGAAUAUCGGGUACAGGACACGGCGUAUCUUCGCUCUUCAGCGACGGAUUCGCUUCGGUUUCGAAUAUUGUUGAAGCUUCUGGCAUGGUAUUUGACACUGGUGACGCUCGGCUUUCCAGCAAUGAUGCUUCAGCAAAUGAAUGCGAUAGCCCAAGCGCUACCCGGCGAAGCUACCUGCUAGCGGAAAGAAAGGACUUAGGACUAUCAGACCAUCAUCGGGCUGAUAUGUUUUUGUACGCACUGGUGUCGGCGCUUAAAUCGUUGUGCGUCGUUCGCCUGGAAUGCCGAAGUGUGACGUAUCGAUUUAUGUGGCACGGAGGCUCGUGGCUGGAUUCUGCUGCCGAGUAUCCAUCAUUUUCGACAAUCUCAGGCGUCGACGCAACUUUACCAAGCAUAACAAACUCGCGACAACCUGUCCGGAAAAAAAGCUCAGCGUCGUCCCAGCCUUCAGCUCCGUCCAGUUUGUCAAAACGGCGUCCGCGAGCGAAGGACGACGUGACCUCGUCUAGCAAUCAACGCGGGGACGCAGCUGCUAUUACGCCAAGACGAGGUGGACGCCCAACAACCCGCAGUUUUUACAGUUCAGGCAGAUCGCCGACACGACCACGCACUAGCUUGUCGUCUAGUGACUUCUCAGCACUGGAAUUUGCCGUCGGUGGUGCAGGCACCAAUUUGUACGAUGACCCGAUCAUUGAAGGCCAGCCUGCCCCGUCGUCCCCCAUGUACGCCGAGCAGCUUGUCGAUGCAAGUGACUCGUACCCCAUGACUCCAAUAUCGCCACCUUCCGAAGGCGCCACCGCUGUGGGGUUCAGCGCGUCAGUCGGCCGUGGCUUGGACCGGUGUUACUCCUCGACACUUGACACAUCUACCGAACCAUUACUAAAAACACUCACAGUUCAACACCAAGAAGGAGAACGUGCUUUCCGCGCGCUACACAAACGAAUGCUCAGUGAACUUGGAAACUUUCUGCGCCUCGAAUACCGUGAUAAGGACUGGGCUCUGCGCGAAAGAGCUCUAAGUAUCGAGCGUGAACUGCAACAAGAACUACAAGAGAUUGAAGCCGACCUCCACAGCGCUCAAUGGCUGCAGCACUAA
Messenger RNA from Hyaloperonospora brassicae, 3753 nucleotides. The record is from the annotation of a GenBank genome assembly. Lineage: Eukaryota; Oomycota; Peronosporomycetes; Peronosporales; Peronosporaceae.